This is a messenger RNA of Priapulus caudatus, 173 nucleotides long. RefSeq lists its product as uncharacterized. Lineage: Eukaryota; Metazoa; Priapulida; Priapulimorpha; Priapulimorphida; Priapulidae. The transcript has 2 exons. The record is from RefSeq and is a predicted model, not a curated record. The annotation marks the transcript as partial.
GGGCCGAGAGAAAGGAAAGGGAGAGGAGAGAAGAAAAGGGAAGGGAGCGGGAGAUAAGAAACAGGAAAGAGAGGGGGAGAGAAAAUGAAGAAAAGAGGAAGCGACGGAGAGAGCGCGAGAGCGAGAGAGAGAGCAGAGAAGAGAGGGAGAAACAGAAGAGAGAAGAAGCGCGA